Molecule: messenger RNA, 576 nt
Organism: Puccinia graminis f. sp. tritici CRL 75-36-700-3
Lineage: Eukaryota; Fungi; Basidiomycota; Pucciniomycetes; Pucciniales; Pucciniaceae
Exons: 4
Coding region: 1-576 (191 amino acids)
Source: RefSeq, a predicted model, not a curated record
AUGAAGGAUGGUUUCAUGUUAUCAGAAUGUUGUGGAGGAAAGAUUAGUGAAAUUAAUGAUUCUGGCGGAUGGAAUUCAAACAUCAUCCUACCAAAUCCUUGGAGGAAGAAAGAAGAUGGAAAAAUUCUACAAAAUGUUCCCAUCACAUUAUACUGUGACGACACACCUGGAAAUAAAUCUAAGAAAUGGAAUAAACACAUCUCUUAUUACUUUACACUCUCCGGCUUACCACCUAAAAUUUCCAAUCAGCAAGCCAAUUGCCAUUUUCUUUGCACAUCAAACAUCACUGGCGCUUUGGAGUUAGGAGAUAUGGUUGUUGAACAGCUAAAUGACAUGGCUAUCAAUGGCUUCACAUCAUAUGAUAGCACCAUCUGCCAAGAAGUUCAUGUCAUGACUAGUGUCUUAUGUUUUCUGGCUGAUUCUCCAAUGCACGCCGAGAUUACCAACACACCAGUUCCUGGAAAUUCUCUCAACCCUUGCCGAUGCUGUGAUUUGAUGCCCAAAUCAACUGCAAACUAUGGAAAAAACCAAAGAAGACUCCAAAAAGCUGUGGACGCAUGCCAAGGAAACUGUUAA